Messenger RNA from Hermetia illucens (black soldier fly), 3662 nucleotides. It is a transcript of the gene Hem, whose product is annotated as membrane-associated protein Hem. Gene Ontology annotation, biological process: cell migration; cell morphogenesis; cell projection assembly. The record is from RefSeq and is a predicted model, not a curated record. NCBI's taxonomy places the organism in Eukaryota, Metazoa, Arthropoda, Insecta, Diptera, Stratiomyidae. The coding region runs from base 166 to 3543 and encodes 1125 amino acids. The transcript has a single exon. Gene Ontology annotation, cellular component: SCAR complex.
UAGUCGUCAUUCUUGAUGGAGUGCAGAUUGUUUUGUGGGUGGGAUCUGUCAAUUGGAAAAAUAGUCGGAUUUUCUGUGGAUUUGUGGGUUUUCCGGUCUAUUCGUUAAUCAGAGCAAUUGUUGCAUCGCGCGUUCCUUUCGAAGAAGACUCGGCAUUGAGCGCAAAUGAUGGCGCGGGCACUGAACCCCCUUCAGCAGAAGAUCGCCGAAAAACUCAUCAUUCUCAAUGACCGGGGCACGGGCAUCCUCACGCGAAUUUAUAACAUCAAGAAGGCAUGUGGCGACACAAAGUCGAAGCCGGGAUUCCUCUCCGAAAAGUCGUUGGAGUCAUCGAUAAAGUUCAUAGUGAAAAGAUUCCCGAACAUUGACAUAAAAUGUCUGCAGGCGAUAGUGAACAUCAAGGCGGAGAUAAUCAAGUCGCUCUCGCUCUACUAUUACACGUUCGUAGACUUGUUGGACUUUAAGGACAAUGUUUGCGAACUGCUGACCACGAUGGAUGCCUGCCAGAUUCAUCUAGACAUCACGCUUAAUUUCGAGUUGACGAAGAAUUACCUCGACUUGGUCGUGACGUACGUUUCGCUGAUGGUGCUGCUGUCGAGGGUGGAGGACCGCAAGGCAGUGCUGGGUCUGUUCAACGCCGCUUACGAAUUGCAAAACAAUCAGAGCGACCAGAGCUUCCCGCGACUAGGACAGAUGAUCAUCGACUACGACACGCCGAUUAAGAAGCUUUCCGAGGAGUUCAUUCCUCACCAGCGGCUCCUCUGCAGCGCACUCAAGUCGUUGGUGACUGUGUACCCGAACCGGAAUAUCAGCGCAGAGAAGUGGAGAGAAACGCAAAAGCUGAGCCUGAUUGGAAACCCCGCGAUGCUACUGAAAGCCUCUCGUACCGACACUCUGUCCUGUGAAUAUGUCUCUCUAGAGAUCAUGGACCGGUGGGUGAUCUUCGGGCUCCUUCUCAACCAUCAAAUGCUGGGCUCCGAGCACCCGGACGUGACGAAAAUGUGGCUUAGUGCGCUCGAGUCAAGUUGGGUCAUCCCUCUAUUCCGAGAUGAAGUUCUCCAGAUCCAUCAAUACAUUCAGAAUACAUUCGACGGCAUCAAGGGCUAUGGGAAGCGCAUAAACGAGGUCAAAGACGCGCAUAAUAUUGCUGUACAGCGGGCGGCACUUGUGCACAGGGAACGCCGGAAGUUCCUUCGUACGGCAUUGAAGGAGCUGGCGCUAAUUAUGACUGACCAACCAGGCUUGCUUGGCCCAAAAGCGCUACUAGUGUUCAUCGGGCUGUGUUUGGCAAGGGACGAGAUUCUCUGGCUGUUACGGCACAGCGACAAUCCGCCUCUAGUGAAAAGUAAGGGGAAGAGCACUGAGGACCUUGUGGACCGUCAGAUUCCAGAACUUCUCUUCCACAUGGAGGAACUGCGAGCUUUGGUUCGUAAAUAUAGUCAAGUCAUGCAACGCUACUACGUGCAGUAUCUAUCAGGCUACGACUCCAUCGACUUGACCGUCAAGAUGCAGAAUCUGCAGGUUUGCCCGGAGGAAGAGAGCACCAUCUUGUCGACCCUCUACAACACGGCGUCAAGCGUGAACGUGAAGCAAGUGGAGGAGAACGAGAUAUUCGACUUCCAAGCCUUCCGCCUCGACUGGUUCCGACUGCAAACGUACAUGAGUGUCGCGAAAUCGGCCGUCCGCAUCGUCGACAACCAGGACCUUGCGCACCUGCUCGACUCGAUGGUAUUUCAUAGUCGCAUCGUGGACAACUUGGACGAGAUGCUUGUCGAAACUUCCGACCUGUCGAUCUUCUGCUUCUACAGUAAAAUUUUCGAGGAUCAGUUCCAUAUGUGCCUGGAAUUUCCAGCGCAAAACAGAUACAUAAUUGCUUUCCCGCUUAUCUGUAGCCACUUCCAAAACUGCACCCACGAAAUGUGUCCCGAGGAAAGACACCAUAUCAGAGAGCGCUCCUUGUCCGUUGUGAACAUGUUCCUGGAGGAGAUGGCCAAGGAGGCAAAAAACAUCAUUACAACGAUCUGCGACGAACAGUGUACGAUGGCUGAUGCUUUGCUGCAGAAGCAUUGCGCGAAGAUCCUGUCAGCUGUGGCGUCCAGGAAAAAGAAAGACAAAGUAAAGAAACAGUUGGACGACGUCCGGAAGCCAGGGGAGGAGAGUUACCGGAAGACGCGUGAGGACCUCACCACGAUGGACAAACUGCACAUGGCGCUAACCGAACUCUGUUUUGCGAUCAACUACUGUCCCACAGUGAAUGUAUGGGAGUUCGCGUUUGCCCCACGCGAGUAUCUUUGCCAGCAUCUAGAGAACCGUUUCUCCCGGGCUUUGGUGGGAAUGGUGAUGUUCAAUCCCGAAACAAUGGAAAUAGCUAAGCCGUCAGAACUGCUAGCUUCCGUUAGGGCGUACAUGAAUGUGCUGCAGACCGUAGAAAACUAUGUCCACAUCGAUAUCACCAGAGUAUUCAACAAUUGCCUGCUCCAACAAACGCAAUCCUUGGACUCGCAUGGGGAGAAGACCAUUGCCGCGCAUUACAACACUUGGUAUUCGGACGCCCUACUCAGGCGGGUAAGUGCCGGCAACAUUGUUUUCUCUAUAAACCAGAAGUCGUUCGUCCACAUCACAGCGGAAGGUUGCGUUCCCUUCAACCCGCAGGAGUUUUCGGACUUGAACGAACUGCGUGCAUUGGCGGAACUCAUCGGACCUUACGGGAUUAAGUUGUUGAAUGAAACUCUAAUGUGGCACAUUGCGAACCAAGUACAGGAGUUGAAAAAGCUGGUUGGCCUGAAUAAGGACGUUUUGAUCACUUUACGCACAAGCUUCGACAAGCCCGAAGUUAUGAAGGAGCAGUUCAAAAAACUGCAACACGUUGACAAUGUGCUGCAGCGAAUGACGAUAAUUGGAGUGAUUCUGUCCUUCCGCCACUUAGUCCACGAGGCACUUGUCGAUGUCCUGGAUCAGCGAAUUCCAUUCCUAUUGAGCUCUGUAAGAGACUUCCAGGAGCAUCUCCCCGGCGGAGAUCAAAUAAAAUUGGCUUCGGAAAUGGCUUCCGCUGCCGGAUUACCGUGCAAAGUCGAUCCCACACUUGCCAGCAUCUUGAAGUCACAGAAGCCUGAGUUCGACGACGGCGAGCACUUAGUUGCCUGCCUCCUCAUGGUCUUUGUGGCCGUUUCCAUUCCAAAGUUGGCCCGCAAUGAUAGCUCGUUCUACCGCGCAUCGCUUGACGGCCACUCGAAUAACACACACUGCAUGGCCAUGGCCAUAAACAACAUCUUCGGGGCUCUGUUCACGAUAUGCGGGCAAAAUGACAUUGAGGACCGGAUGAAGGAGUUUUUAGCUUUAGCAAGUUCGUCUCUGUUGCGUCUGGGACAAGAGUCCGAUAAGGAGGCUACACGGAAUCGCGAGUCGAUUUAUCUUCUGCUGGAUCAGAUCGUUCAGCAAUCUCCGUUCUUGACGAUGGAUCUCCUGGAGUCGUGCUUCCCGUACGUUCUUAUACGGAACGCUUUCCACGCUGUCUACAAACAGGAGCAGGCCAUGUUCGGGUAGAUGGAAUAGGGCUUUGCAAGAUCUUUAGUUUAUUUAUACAUUCAUAUAUUGUACUUUUUUAGAAUCUUUAUUUCCAUAUUUUAACCGCAUCGAUUACAAAUAAAGUUCGUAUUAGGCAA